GCACCCUCGUGUGGUUGCAGUAAGUCACUGCAGUUGUGGACUGAUAUUCAAGCUUGCUAACAUGAUACAGAGAAGCAGAUGACUAUGCGAUUUGAAAUGGACAAACAGCAACAAGACAAUCAAGCGUGCAAUUAAGGAGGGGAGCAUUACCUGUCUUGCGGUUGCUGAACAUCUUCAUCAGGCUUCCACAUCAAUCUGCGCCACAGAAGGAAGUCAUCACGUUGGGACGGCAGUGACGGUCAGUCGCAGAGGAAUGGCGUCGCCGUUUGUGCCUGUCCCAGUACCCUUGGACAGAGUCUCAUCAAGUGGUAGUAGCAAGCUAAGAAGGCCGCCGCGAGCUUCUUCGCUCGGAAGCGUUUCCAGCAAUUCUUCGUCCCCAGUAACCACUGUGGGCGAGCAUGGAAAAAGACACGGAGGUUCCCAGCGUCAGUCCCGUUGCACGGACAGAAGCAGUCGAAGCCAGACGCCGCCGCCGCCGCCGCCUCUUGGCAGUCCCGUCAUGCAGACGAGAGAAAAUGGGACUCUUGAGCCCUCUGUGGGCUAUUCAAGUUGCCCCCGCUCUAUUUCGGCUCCCAUAGGAAGCCAGCAAGAUGGAGGAGAGGAAAGGCCAAUCACCCCAACAGUUCUUGGAUACGAAGUCAUGGAGGAAAGGGCAAAAUUUACGGUUUACAAAGUCCUGGUGAGGAAAACCACGGACGAGAGCUGGGUUGUUUUCAGGAGGUACGCUGACUUUUCCAGACUCAACGACAAGUUGAAAGAGACCUUUCCCGGUUUUCGGCUUGCGCUGCCUCCUAAAAGGUGGUUUAAGGACAACUAUGACAGCGACUUCCUGGAAGACCGACAGUUAGGACUUCAGGCCUUUUUGCAAAACUUAGUUGCACACAAAGACAUUGCCAACUGCCAAUCAGUGAGAGAGUUUUUAUGUCUGGAUGAGCCGCCAGGGCCCUUCGAUAGUUUGGAGGAGAGCAGGGCUUUCUGCGAAACUCUAGAAGAAAGCAACUACCGUCUUCAGAAAGAACUGCUGGAGAAGCAAAAAGAGAUCGCCACGCUCAAGAGGCGCCUUCAGGAGAAAGAACAGGCCAUCCUGCUGAUGGAAAAGCAAAUCAAUGGUGAAUGUGCGACCUCGCUGUCUCCAUGCGGCCUGUCAGCGCAAGGCAGCGAUAGCAGCGCCGACGCAGAUGUGGAAUCCUCUGCCGCGGAGGCCGAUCAAGACAUGCCGAACGGAGCCGGUGACACGUGUGAGGUCCAUCCGGGGCGAUCGUCUGCCUGUUGGUGCGGACCGUCGUCGCUCGGCGCCUCUCCUCCAAUCAUCCAGGUUGUCCAGCUCGACCAACACGAGAUGGAUAAUUAAAAACACUGGUCUUCCUUCUUCUCUUCUUGGUUUCACACCAUAUGACUCGAGCCAUGUGCAUCAGCAGGUCCACUUUUUUUUUAUUUCCUUACUUCAAGCAAAUGUUCUUUAAUUCUUCUUUGCCUUAAGGGCAGGUUUUGGUUCCAUGUACACUUUUGUUCAAAAGCUGGCGCUCAGAUUAGAUGAUUCUUUUGCAAUAUUUCGAAGAGAACCUCUGGUUCUGCCACAGCUUGCUUCUAUUUUUCUCAUAUGGUUUCCAUGUGAUGGGUUAUGGGAUCUCACGUCUGAUACUCAGAUAAGAAAUUCUAAAGGCUGGAACAACAAUGUCUGGAAUCACUUGAGUUAAAACACCUUUUCCAUGACCCUCUCCAUUGCCUACAUUUUAAUUAAUCCAUCCUGCUGACUGAAAGCCAAAGUUUGGCUUCCUGACCAAAAAGAAAAUAUAUAUCUUGAGGAUGUUCAUAGCAAUUAUGUCUCUUUAUAAAUAAACUUGAAUCGUCGCAUCAGUUUAAGAAAACCUCCGCAAGGGUGAAGUGGACACCGAGUUUGCUUAUAGACUUCUGUUGACCUGGCAAGUAUAGAAAUGAAUAGAUUAUAUUUUUUACUCUGCUCAAUGGGAAAGUCACCCUCCAAAUUUUCUUUGCAAUAAUAUGUUCCGUGAGUUCAUCUAGUCAAUUAAUAUUGUGUUUGUAGAAUUUGAAUUAAACCGAGAAAAUCCACCUGUUUAUAUUCAUCUCAGUAGGCGGCCAUUUUGCCACUUGCUGUCGACUAAAAAUGACAUCAACUCUGAUAUCAAUUUGAUAUCAAAAAUGGACGAACCCUGAGCUGGAUGAAAACGGAUGAAUUGUCCUGCUUAACUCUUAUUCCACAAAUGCAAUAUUAAUCAGAAUGCCUAGUGGCGACACAUGCAAAAUAUCGGGAAGAAAAUUUGGGGUGGACUUCCCCUUUAAGAAUCACGUUCUACAUACCAUCAUGCUCUUGGUCAAAUUUGUGGUAAACCAAGUAAUGCAGGCAAACACAUUACAAGAAGGUCAUGAACUAAAAACAAAAGUUGUGGAAAUUCACUGCAAAGAAGUGCGAGAUUGCUCUACUCAUGUCUGCCGCGCGCCAUGAUUUCACACAAUCUCAUAUGUUAAGUGCAAAAAAAAAAAAAAAAAACCUGACAACACGUUACCUCCCUUGACAAUGUGUGCAACGGAACUGGCGGAGUAUAACCGCAAUGUCUGCUAGCAUUUUGCGACGGGUAGAUAUGAAAGAUUGUGAUAAUGACGUAACUUUAAUAAUUCUUAGUUGUUGACAAUAGCUGUAAAACUGUUUCUUAAACUUAAGAUUGUUGAAAGCCAUAUUUUUUGGAACGCAGAAUGGAUCUUUACAAGGAAUGUGUGAUGACCAGCUGUUGUUUUGUGGUAAGUGACGCUGCAAGACAGGCCUUGGAAUCAGUGGUGCGAAGCACUUUACGGAGAAACAAUUAUACUUAAUAGUCAUCAUAAUAAUAGCUUUUUAGUACCACGUUCUCGUGUUUUGGUUUGAGAUUUUCCUGUCAUUCAUCUCAGUAAAAAUCAUGUUGUCAGUUCGGGUUUUAUUUGCUUACGUGUAUAAAAGUUAAGUGCCUUUAACAUCUCAUAAUAUUUUCAUUUGGUGGCCUGUUGUAGCUUUGUAUAUAAAAUGUGUUACUUUAUAUCAAACCACCAUAUGCUAUUAAAGGAAAUAAUGUUUCAAAUGA
This is a messenger RNA of Syngnathus typhle (broad-nosed pipefish), 3074 nucleotides long. RefSeq names its product sorting nexin 16 (gene snx16). Gene Ontology annotation, biological process: endosome to lysosome transport; protein targeting to lysosome; early endosome to late endosome transport. Gene Ontology annotation, cellular component: late endosome; extrinsic component of endosome membrane; early endosome. NCBI's taxonomy places the organism in Eukaryota, Metazoa, Chordata, Actinopteri, Syngnathiformes, Syngnathidae. The transcript is spliced from 8 exons. The record is from RefSeq and is a predicted model, not a curated record. Gene Ontology annotation, molecular function: phosphatidylinositol binding. Bases 254 to 1351 code for a protein of 365 amino acids.